UUUCUUUUUUUUCUUGUUUCUGAAAAUUUGAUGUGGGCAAAAUCACAUUAAUGUAUACCUUAGGUUAAAACAGCCAGCAACUGUUCGUUGAAAAGCUUGACAGAAAAUGCAUACCUUGUUCCUGUCUUUGACUUUGUCACAGUGGGAUAGAUUGGAAGAACAAUUAACAGGGACAUGGAAACACAAGAGGAUCCAAAAACAUUCAUGAAGAAUUUGCUGGGGACCUUGAGAAUUUGCUGGAUGCAGAAGAAUGUGAAGAUGGAGAGGAGGGUAAAUAUGAAUCCCUACCUGUCUGAUGAGCCCUACACGUGUUUUUGGGACUUCAUGAGCACGAAGAAAUCCCUGCAGCCUGCCAGAGUGCAUUUGACAUUGCCUGUUUACGCAUGGAAGAGAGACUAGCCUACUCCAGUUUUGAACAGGACAUGGUGCUUUUGCAUCACGAAGUGGAAGUAGAAUUCCCAGAUGGGGGGCCAACGGAGAAUCACUGUGCCACUCUCUUGGAGUUUGGAAGAACGAAAGAUAGGAAAACAACCAUUGCCAUGGGUCUCACAGUUGGCAUUCCAGCAGCCAUAGGAGCUUUGGGUGAGUUUCAAACUGGAAACUCAUACAAAUCUCUUUGAGAUUGCAAAGUGCAAGACAUCUGUGUCUGCAAUUGAGGUAUAUCAUGUACAAAUUUCUUGAAUUUUACUCUUUUGUUUUAUAUAGGAAUUUAAAUUCACUGCUUCUCACAUCCACUUCUGCU
Messenger RNA from Magnolia sinica, 742 nucleotides. RefSeq names its product alpha-aminoadipic semialdehyde synthase-like. Gene Ontology annotation, cellular component: cytoplasm. The transcript is spliced from 4 exons. Gene Ontology annotation, molecular function: saccharopine dehydrogenase activity. The coding region runs from base 384 to 620 and encodes 78 amino acids. NCBI's taxonomy places the organism in Eukaryota, Viridiplantae, Streptophyta, Magnoliopsida, Magnoliales, Magnoliaceae. The record is from RefSeq and is a predicted model, not a curated record.